CAUAACCCUAGUGACCAAGCGAAUUAAAAAAGAAAUGUUUUCAAAAAUUGUUGUCGUCGGCUCAUGUAUGAUCGAUUUCACUAGUUUUGCGCCCCGUUUACCGAAAGCUGGUGAAACGAUAAUUGCUAGAAAGUUCGAAAUAAAAUACGGUGGGAAAGGUGCUAAUCAAUGUGUACAAGCUGUCAAACUUGGUGCCUCUGCGACAAUCGUAGCUUGCUUGGGUUACGAUAUUUAUGCCCAGGAGUACUUAAAAAUAUUUAAGAAACUGAAUAUAGACACUACAAAUAUUUCUAUAGUAGAAGACCAGCACAGUGGGAUAGCAAAUAUUAUAGUUGCUGACAAUGGAGAGAACAGCAUAGUAACGGUGCUCGGAGCAAACGAGUCGCUAAGUACCAAACAUGUGGACUCGGCGGCCGAUACGAUUAAAAGUGCCUCCGUUCUACUAUGUCAAUUCGAGACAUCCUUAGAAAGCACUUUACAUGCAUUGAAGCUUUACAAAGGCCACGGUUUUUCAAUUGUGAACGGGGCGCCUGCGACGGCAAAAGUUGAUUCGGAACUGCUGAGCCUCUGUGACGUAUUCUGCGUCAACGAGACCGAGACGGAAGUUAUGACGGGGGUGCUGCCUGAGGAAUUAUCGAGUAUUCAGGAAGCCAUUGGCCGCUUGCUGGAUAUGGGUUGCAACACGGUGAUCCUUACCCUUGGAGAACGGGGAGCAGCUUACGCUUCUCGGGAGGACAGGACUGUUAAGCUGGUUCCUACAACAUCUGUUCAGCCUGUUGAUUCGACAGGAGCUGGAGAUGCGUUUCUGGGUGCUUUUGCGUAUUUCAAAUCGUAUCAUCCGGACCUUACGAUGGACGAAUGCGUCCGACGGUCUUGUUACGUGGCGACGCAGUCUGUGUUGAAAUUCGGCACACACUCGAGUUUCGCGACCAGGGACAGUCUGUCACCGGAUCUGUUCGUUUGAUCUGUUAAGAGGAAUUGCAUAGUUUAGAGCAAUUCCUUUUAUUUGUAGUUCCCACACUUUUCCUCUUUUUACACAUUGAUUGGUUGUUAUUUAUCCGUUCUUCCUUGUCUGUGUCGAAUUUUAUGCAAAUAAAAUGAAUGAUUCACGAAUGAA
Ceratina calcarata is the source of this 1117-nucleotide messenger RNA. RefSeq names its product ribokinase. Gene Ontology annotation, biological process: D-ribose metabolic process. Bases 35 to 964 code for a protein of 309 amino acids. NCBI's taxonomy places the organism in Eukaryota, Metazoa, Arthropoda, Insecta, Hymenoptera, Apidae. The transcript has 7 exons. Gene Ontology annotation, cellular component: cytosol. The record is from RefSeq and is a predicted model, not a curated record. Gene Ontology annotation, molecular function: ribokinase activity.